GCUGCCAUGAGCAAGGCCCACCCUCCCGAGCUGAAGAAAUUUAUGGACAAGAAGUUAUCACUGAAAUUAAAUGGUGGCAGACAUGUCCAAGGAAUACUGCAGGGAUUUGAUCCCUUCAUGAGUCUUGUGAUCAAUGAAUGUGUGGAAAUGGCAACUAGUGGGCAGCAAGAUAAUAUUGGGAUGGUGGUCAUACGAGGAAAUAGCAUCAUCAUGUUGGAAGCUUUGGAACGAGUUUAAACAGUGGCUUUUCAGAGGAAUUCAUGCCCCCUUCUCAAAAGGCCUAUUUUACUACUGAUGUGAAAUCAGGUCGUGUACAUUUUCAUAUUAAACUUUUUGCAAAAUGUAAAAAAA
This is a messenger RNA of Jaculus jaculus (lesser Egyptian jerboa), 351 nucleotides long. Its product is annotated as small nuclear ribonucleoprotein G-like. Gene Ontology annotation, cellular component: spliceosomal tri-snRNP complex; catalytic step 2 spliceosome; U1 snRNP. The coding region runs from base 7 to 237 and encodes 76 amino acids. Gene Ontology annotation, molecular function: RNA binding. Gene Ontology annotation, biological process: spliceosomal snRNP assembly; mRNA splicing, via spliceosome. The record is from RefSeq and is a predicted model, not a curated record. NCBI's taxonomy places the organism in Eukaryota, Metazoa, Chordata, Mammalia, Rodentia, Dipodidae. The transcript has a single exon.